UAGCCCCGGCGUUAUAACGCUUCAUAGAUCGUCUUGUUUCAGGGGAAAUGCGGGCGUAAGGGCAUGUGCAGCGCUGGAAUCCCUGUAAAUCACUACGAGCUGGAUGAAGAACCUGAUGGCGGAGUUGACAAUGCCUACGAUACUGUGAACAACCCUGGAGCAUCCGGAAGUAAGAGCAAACCCCCUGCAAAUACUACUCCCGAUGUAUAUGCCGCUGUGGACAAGAAAAACAGGGACGGAAAACCGGUACGUGAACGUUUUACCUUUAACCUGUGUUAUAUUAGUGAGUUUAGCGAAUACAACGGCAGCAUCAAUGAAGACGUGAUCAACAACGAAUAUUUGCUCUAAAGCGUUGAUGGCCGUAACGGUCGUAUAUGGCCGUAACGGUCGUAAAGAUUGGGUCACGAUCUUUCUCAUCAGCCGAAUACAAUAUUUUAGAUUAUAACUAGAGACGAACUGCCGAACCUUUUACGGUGUAGAAGCGUACAGGAAUUGUUUUCGGCUAUAUAUUCCUAAUUGCUUGCAUGAACUUUCUCAAAUUACACUCUGCGUGAAUUUUUUUGGAAUCUGCCCCCCCCCCCCUCGACCUACCCCUCCAGAUACCUUAUGGUCCACCAAUUUAGCCUUAGUUCACGACCCCAUUAGCGUCCGCCCGCUUUGGUCUGACGAUCUCUUUUAAAAUGGCAGAUUGGCAGUAUACCUAGUGUAUAUGCAUGAACUUGUGGUUAGAGCUUGACAACUGGACUCUGUAGCUCAGUUGGUUAGGGCGCUGCAUCGGAAUCGCAGGGCGGCAGGUUCGAUUCCUGUCAAGGAUCUACAGGUGCACCCCCCGCAGCUGUUCCUGGUUAGGUCUAAUAAGUGUAUUUCAAAAACUCGCCAAUAAUUCAUGAGGAAAACACAAAGAAAAAUCAUAAGCGUGUCGUAUCUUGAUAUGUGAUUUAUAUAAACUUUAACUUUGAUUUUCUCGAUUUACACAACGAACUUUUGAAAAUUACUUCGCCAGUUAACUUACUAGAUCGAUCGUUUUUGAAGCAGUUUAAAACGUUCGCAAUGCGUGUUUUAUCAGACCUAAACAUACUCGGCUUCGGCUCGUAUCUUUAUAUCUGAUAAAACACUGCUGCUCAUGUUUUAACUAGUACGUAAAGUUCACACUCGAUAAUUUCCAUCAACGGUCGCUUUUAAAUUAAACCCUCUAUAGAAAAGAGUUAUUCUUAGUUCUCAAAAGUGGUUUAUUCUUUUGCAGUUAUAUGCAACGCUUGACUCACUCGCGCUACAAUCAGACAAUUCGAAAAAGAAACGAGAUGAAGAACGCCCUGGACAAACUGAGCAUGCGAGUAUCGACUUCGGCAAGAUUGGGAAGGCUGACGAAGAGUGAACCAUACGGAGUGAACUCAACUGUAGAUGGCGAGUAGUAAAAGUGUUUCGGAUUGAAAGUAUAAUUACGCUUUGCAUAACAUUUAGCAUAACACAAGUAGAAAAUAAUUUGCAUAAGUUUAGGAUAAAAAAUAAUGGCACUUCGUAUAAAUAUUAUACAGCGGCGGCCAUGCAACCGCCUUCUGUACUGUAUAAAUCGAAUAUGCAGGGUUCGUAGGCGUAGCGGUCUUUGAAAUCCUCGAAAGUCUUUCAAUUUGAAUGUAGGUCUUUGAAAGAUCUAUGAAUUGUAUGAAAAAGUAAAAAAAGUUUUUUAGUGAGUAGCACAAGAG
This is a messenger RNA of Paramuricea clavata, 1703 nucleotides long. Lineage: Eukaryota; Metazoa; Cnidaria; Anthozoa; Malacalcyonacea; Plexauridae. The record is from the annotation of a GenBank genome assembly.